Molecule: messenger RNA, 861 nt
Organism: Lolium perenne
Lineage: Eukaryota; Viridiplantae; Streptophyta; Magnoliopsida; Poales; Poaceae
Biological process (GO): defense response to other organism
Source: RefSeq, a predicted model, not a curated record
AUGGCGCCGGCAGCCCGCCAGCCAUGCCGCCACAACCACCGACGGCGCCGCAUCCUCAUCUGCGUCAGCUUCGCCGUGCUCGCCCUGCUCCUCCUGGCCGCCACGGUCGCCAUCGUGCUGUUCGCCGUGCUGCGCCCGCGGAACCCCACCACGGAGCUCCUCUCAGCGAACGCCACCGGCGCCGUCCCGAACGUGGCGCUGCCGGCCUUCUCCAUCCAGCUCAACCUGACCUUCCGCCUCGUGGUGCGCGUGCGCAACCCGAACCCGGCGUCGUUCCGGUACGGAGAGGCCACCACGUCGCUCCUCUACAGGAACGCCUCCGUGGGCGGCGCCCUCGUCCCGGCAGGCACCGUGCCGAGCCGAGGCGCGACGACCGUGCGGCUGAACAUGACGGUGCAGGCCGACAAGGUGGUGGCUGCGGCCGGGCUGGGGGGCCUGCUCGGAGACGUGCUCGCCGGCGAGAUGGAGUUCGAGGCGAGGACGGAGGUGAAGGGGAGGGUCACGUUCCUCGGGUUCGUGAAGCGACGCGCCGUGGCCAGGUCGGUGUGCCGCGUCGCCGUCGGCGUCCCCGACGUCAAGGUUCGGCGCCAGGAGUGCCACAGCGAGGCCAGGUUGUGACCGGUGGUUCAGACGACCGUAUGCCGGCGGCCGGCCCAACAACACGUGUGUAUUUGUACUUACAGACGCGUGUGGUGCAAGAACCUCGAGGCGGUUCUAACGUGCACGCUAGAUCGUGUGUAUGUUUCUGCCAUCCGUUCCACGCUGUAUGAUUCGUACUGUCAAGUUUCAUCAGUUGUCAUCAAAUUUUAGAAAUCCAUAUCUAAUUUAAAUUUGAUAAAACAUAGUAUCCAUCUUAUAAAA